Molecule: messenger RNA, 1958 nt
Organism: Perca flavescens (yellow perch)
Lineage: Eukaryota; Metazoa; Chordata; Actinopteri; Perciformes; Percidae
Gene: prdm12b
Product: PR domain containing 12b
Exons: 6
Coding region: 1-1185 (394 amino acids)
Biological process (GO): regulation of gene expression; neurogenesis
Cellular component (GO): nucleus
Molecular function (GO): histone methyltransferase binding
Source: RefSeq, a predicted model, not a curated record
AUGGGCUCUGUGUUGCCCGGCUCCUCGCUGGGCCUGAAGUCGGGCUUCAAGCCGCACCAGCCGCUCUCCCUGGCGGACAUCAUCACCUCGGACAUCCUGCACAGCUUCCUGUACGGCCGCUGGAGGCACGUACUAGGCGAGCAGCACCACCACCUCCCGCACCAGCAUCACCUGCAGCACGAGGACCGCACCACCCCGAGCGCGAGCCCCAAGACCGCGUUCACCGCGGAGGUGCUCGCUCAGUCCUUCUCCGGAGAGGUCCAGAAGUUGUCCAGUCUGGUUUUACCCAGUGAGGUGAUCAUCGCUCAGAGUUCAGUCCCAGGAGAAGGUUUGGGUAUUUUCUCUAAAACAUGGAUUAAAGCUGGAACAGAGAUGGGACCUUUCACCGGACGCCUCAUCUCACCUGAACACAUCGACCUUUACAAGAACAACAACCUCAUGUGGGAGGUGUUUAACGAGGACGGGACGGUCAGGUAUUUCAUCGAUGCGAGUCAGGAGGACCAGAGGAGCUGGAUGACUUACAUUAAGUGUGCGAGGAACGAGCAGGAGCAGAACCUGGAGGUGGUUCAGAUUGGCAGCAGCAUCUUCUACAAGGCUGUAGAGACAAUCCCUCCGGAUCAGGAGCUGCUGGUCUGGUACGGAAACUCCCACAACACCUUCUUGGGAAUCCCUGGAAUUCCUGGAGGAGACGAAGAACAGAGCAAGAAGACCAAAACCGAUGAGUUCCACACCUGUGAAGGUUCCUCCUCCUCCUCCUCUUCUUCUUCCUCCUCUUCCUCCUCCUCCUCCUCCUCCAGUCUGGGCCGCAUGCGUUGCGUCAUCUGCCACCGAGGCUUCAACUCCCGCAGCAACCUGCGCUCCCACAUGCGCAUCCACACGCUGGACAAACCGUUUGUCUGCCGCUUCUGCAACCGCCGGUUCAGCCAGUCAUCCACGCUGAGAAACCAUGUCCGGCUGCACACCGGUGAACGCCCGUACAAGUGCCACGUCUGCCAGUCGGCGUACUCGCAGCUGGCCGGCCUGAGGGCGCACCAGAAGAGUGCCAGGCACCGGCCCACAGGAGACGCCGGCGCUGCGGUAGGAAGCGUGGUGCUGCACGCUGCUCACGCAACUCACCCACCGCAGCUGACCACCAUUCCUCAUCCAGCAUCACUGGUUCACCAUGUACCCACCAUGGUGCUGUGAUAGGGGGUAGACAGACAGACAGGCAGACAGACAGACAGACGCAGCAAAUUACAGACAGAUGAACAGAAACAUCUUUUAACUUAACUUAAAAUAUUUGGACAAAAUAAGACAGAAAGGUGUAUCACCAUCAUUGAAGAACAUGACUGUCAGUUACCCAGGUAGCCAGAUGAAUCGGUCCAGCUGCGGCUCAUUUGGCUGUGUUCUGGUAGCCCAAUUCUGACAAUCAGUCAGUGGCUCUCACUCCAGCGUUUGGCCAGAGUCAGAACAUGACAUUUUUGGCAAAUCAUUCAUCUUCAUGAGUCCAAGGCAAGACCAGUCGUUUUCAGAUAAUAUUGUUAUGCUAGAAACACAAUACAUAGUAUUGACCUUUUUUUCCAUCAAAAAUGUGUUGAUGCUUUGUAUCAACACGCCAGAAAUCACCUCAAAUGAGGAUAUGCUAUGUGAUACAUAACGUGAUACUGAAUUCUGGCCGGCAGAUGUUGCCAAACACUUAAAAUCAAUUUUCAGCAUAUUGAUUCUAAUGGGGUUUGGUGCUUCAGAGAGUUUUGUUUCCUUAUCAGUGGCACCAGUGUUGGGAAAGUUCACUUUCUACAUGAACUAGUUCAAAGUUCAGUUCACAAAUUUUAAAAUGAACUAGCUAGUUCAGUUAAUAGUUCAUACUUCAAAAUUUUGAACUAUAAGUUCACGGUUCCAAUAAUGAACUAGUUCACAGUUCUUUUUUUCCAUAUGUUGCUGCGAGCUAUUAUUUUUCUAAAUUAUUGCCACAGCCCAUA